CACACAUUAAAAGUGUAAAUUUUGUUGCACUGCUAAAUAAGCCAUAAUAAUUAGGGUUAGCAACUUAGAUUUUUUUCUAGCAAUACAGUGUUAUUGUAGAAAUGUUUAGCUAGUAAUCUAAUUUUCUAUUUUUUUUACUUUUUAUAUUGUCAUAGUAAUUCAGCAGCUAACAGCGAUUUGGCAAUUCCUAUCCACAAAAGGAGUAGUAUAAAAAUACUAAGAAACAUAACCGUUGACUAUUUUUAGAACAGAAUAUAGCUGAUAACUAUUUUUAGCUCUCGAAAAUCCCUCCUAUCCAUUGCUUCGUUGUUUGUAACUUCUAAUGGUUUGUUACUAUUAAAAAAAUUCUAAUGGUUUGCAGCAUUUCCUUUUGAGAUUUUUUUCUUUUUUUCCUCGUUGUGUUCGGAAAGAAGUAAAGGAGGAAUUUCAGAUAAAACUUCAUUGAUGUGAUAUCUGUAUCUUCUGCCCUGGUCUUCUGGAUCCAAUUUCAUUUUGUAUUGCUGUUUCUCACCGCUCCUCCCUGUCCAAGGACUAAUGGGGAGUAGGCGCCAUGAUGUUUUCUUGCAAGGAGAAAACAGACUGAUACCAGGUUCUUGGUUCUUGUUAUUGGCAUGUGCCUUCACACCAAGCUGAAAUUUUCAGAGUUCAGCUGCCUUUUAAAGAUAUUGGCUAGAAAGGCUGCACAGAUUGGUCUCAAUCUGAUUCACUGGUUCAAGAAGGCGUCACAUGUGCUUAUGGGCUGCCUUUGCUCCAAAGGCACCAAAGAUCAUGCUGAUGCCACUUCCGAAAAGACAGAAGCAUCAAGAAAAGACGACUCUAAGACUGCAUCAGGUACAAACGAUGGUAGCAAAGUCAUGCCAGAUGUUGAAGAGAAGGUUGUUGUAGGUUUUGAUGCUAGGAUAAGCAGUAGUAACAUUGCAGAUUUGAAAGGGCUCUCAGGUGAGCAUGUUGUUGCUGGGUGGCCAGCUUGGCUUACAAAUGUUGCACCUAAAGCAGUAGAAGGCUGGUUGCCGCGCCGGGCCGAUUCAUUUGAGAAAUUAGACAAGAUUGGACAAGGAACUUACAGUAUUGUGUAUAAAGCUCGAGAUCUUGAAACAGGGAAGAUUGUUGCACUCAAAAAGGUGAGGUUCAUCAAUAUGGAUCCUGAAAGUGUUCGCUUUAUGGCUAGAGAAAUCCAUAUUCUUCGGAGACUGGAUCAUCCAAAUAUCAUAAAGCUUGAAGGAAUUGUAACAUCCCGUGUAUCACAAACCCUGUAUCUUGUUUUUGAAUACAUGGAACAUGACCUUUCCGGUCUUAUUGCAACUCCAGGCCUGAAACUCACCGAGCCACAGAUAAAAUGCUUCCUUCAACAGCUGCUUCAUGGCCUUGUUCAUUGCCACAAAAAUGGAGUUCUGCAUCGAGACAUCAAAGGCUCGAACCUCUUGAUUGACAGCAAUGGAGUACUGAAGAUUGCAGAUUUUGGCCUGGCAAUAUCGUAUGACCCCGACAACCCGCAACCACUAACUAGCCGAGUUGUGACAUUGUGGUACAGACCACCAGAGCUUUUACUUGGUGCCACAGAGUAUGGUGUUGCUGUAGAUAUGUGGAGCACAGGGUGUAUUGUGGCAGAACUCUUUUCUGGCAAACCAAUCAUGCCAGGAAGAACCGAGGUGGAGCAAAUUCACAAGAUCUUUAAACUUUGUGGAUCGCCAAUGGAUGACUAUUGCAAGAAAUCAAAGGUGCCAGAAACAGCAAUGUUCAAGCCUCAGCAGCAAUAUAGGCGGUGUGUUGCUGAGACUUUCAAAGUUUUUCCUCCUUCCGCUGUAGUUCUCAUAGACUCCUUGCUUUCAUUAGAACCAGAAGUUCGUGGAACAGCUUCCUCAGCUCUUCAGAGUGAUUUUCUUACAACAGAGCCGUUUGCUUGCGACCCUUCAAACCUACCAAAACUUCCAGCAAGCAAAGAAUAUGAUGUUAGACUCAGGCAAGAAGAAGCUAAGAGGCAAAGAAAAACAGCUUUAGGUGGACGUGGAACUGAAUCUUUCAAACCAGGAGAUGAGAAUCAUGUAACCAGUCGUGCUGUAAAUUGUGCUGCCGAGUCAAAGCAGGAAAACGCACAUACCAGUUCAAAGAGCAACAGUAUGAAGUUCAACCCAGAGGACAGUGUGCCUGGGUUCCGGGUGGAGCCACGUCCAUUGCCAACCACGGUGCAGGUUCCUGAAUUUGGCUCAACACGGAACAUGGGAGAUUACAACGAUGGCACGACGGUGCCUGGUCGUGCCUGCAGUUCUGUACAUGUCGCAAAUACAUCUACCUCUAGGGAAAAGGCAUCAUCACAUUCACAUAUACCACAGUUUGGUGCAACAGACCUCACGAGUGCAGCUGAGGUUACCAAUCAGAAUCAGCCACCUGAUAUGCCUACAUCAUCUCACAAGAACCCCCCAGAGAACCAUGGAAGGAAGUUCAGAAGGAUCCACCACUCAGGGCCAUUGGUGCCGCCAGGAGGGAACAUCGAGGACAUGCUCAAGGAGCAUGAGAGGCACAUCCAAGAGGCGGUGCGAAAGGCACGCCUCAGGCAAGGUGCAGGUAGCCAGGUAAACAUGGAGUAGCUGAAAGGUCCUUAGGGAGCUCUGCAAACACGGACCGGAUUUCAGAGGUGCCAACACCACAUUCUUAUGCAAAGCUGCCGUUUCCAGUUGCUGCAGUCCCUGUGUAGAGUUUUAGCAUGUAAUAGUGUGUUCUAAGAUAGGAUACUCAGUUGUUUGAGGGCAGAGCAUGGCUGAAUUUAUAGAUCUCUGUUUGCACCUUUUCCUUGUAUCCCUAGGCUUAUAGGUCUUCCGUGUAUCCCUAGGUUUCAAAACACAUAUCAUUAGAAAGUUCAGAUGUUCUACUUUCUAGGGAUAGCGCAGGCCCUAUAAAUCGGGACCGAGUGAGUACCAACAAUUUAGAAUGAGGGAUUGAAGUAAUUAAUGUCAGUUUAGAAGAA
Molecule: messenger RNA, 2962 nt
Organism: Lolium perenne
Lineage: Eukaryota; Viridiplantae; Streptophyta; Magnoliopsida; Poales; Poaceae
Source: RefSeq, a predicted model, not a curated record